Molecule: messenger RNA, 1129 nt
Organism: Galleria mellonella (greater wax moth)
Lineage: Eukaryota; Metazoa; Arthropoda; Insecta; Lepidoptera; Pyralidae
Gene: vih
Product: ubiquitin-conjugating enzyme E2 C
Exons: 2
Coding region: 139-669 (176 amino acids)
Source: RefSeq, a predicted model, not a curated record
AGAUGCCGCCAUUACGUUCUGCUGUCAAAUAUGUUCAAUAUCCAAUAAAAUUUGAGCUUUUUAAAAUUAACAGGAAGUCGCCCAUAAAAUACAACAGAAAACUGUUGGCAUAUAAUAAUUUAGAUUUUUCAUCGUAUAAUGGCUCAGAAUAUCAACCCACAUUAUGCGUCGUCUUCAAAUCCAGCGAAGCAGAACGAAGAUACGAUAAAAUUAAAAGAUAAUCAUGCUGUGAGUAAACGGCUGCAAAAAGAGUUGAUGGAGCUCAUGCGAUGCGCAGACAAAGGGAUUUCAGCAUUUCCCGAAUCGGAGAACCUAUUCAAAUGGAUUGGAACGAUCAGCGGCCCCCAAGACACUGUAUACGCCGGCCACAAAUACAAAUUAUCCUUGGAGUUUCCGAAUUCGUACCCGUACGCCCCACCCGUAGUGAAAUUCUUGACUCCUUGCUUCCACCCUAAUGUUGACACGUGUGGCCUAAUAUGUUUAGACAUAUUAAAGGAUAAAUGGACGGCUCUAUACGACGUACGUACUGUGUUACUCUCUAUACAGAGCUUGCUGGCAGAGCCGAACACGCAGAGUCCGUUAAAUCAGCAAGCCUCCUACCUGUGGCCCAAUCAAACGGCCUAUAAAAAAUAUUUAGAUGAAUUUUAUAGUAAACACAAAGAUUCAUAGAAUAUAUGUUCAGUCUAUUAUAUUUUGAUUUGCAUUGUAUUUUGUGUUGUGGAUGUUUGAAUUAUGUCUGUAAUGGGAUAGGAAGUUGAUGGCAGUGUUACCAAUGUAUAAUCAAAAGUACAAAUAUUUGAUGUGUUUUCUUUAAUCUCAAAUUCUCAUUGUUUGGAGGCCUUACAAAACAAAUGUCUAUUUUUACUUCAAAAUUUAUAAUGGCUCUACUAAAGUUCUGUCAAUUCUCUAUUCAGGACAUGUAUAGUGAUAUUAUUAAUAUCCUUUAAUUAUCCAUAUCUGAAAUUUUGACUCGAAAUUUAUCUUCGCUUUCUAAUACAUAGCUGUAAAGUUUCAUUAUAAUGUCUGUUAGUAUAUUGUUGUAUAGCCUGUCACUUCACAUCCCACGGUUUGGUCGUGAUGAUGGAGUAUAUAUGGGGAGAUCACUGACAAUUAUAAUUAUUUAGUGCAA